Molecule: messenger RNA, 2166 nt
Organism: Nothoprocta perdicaria
Lineage: Eukaryota; Metazoa; Chordata; Aves; Tinamiformes; Tinamidae
Product: deleted in malignant brain tumors 1 protein-like
Exons: 11
Coding region: 1-2166 (721 amino acids)
Cellular component (GO): membrane
Source: RefSeq, a predicted model, not a curated record
AUGGGUACCACCAAGUUCUUGAUGUGGCUGUUCCUCGUAGUUUUAGAACUCACGGACACCUGCUCAGGUGCCUCCCUGUGGCUGGUGGACGGCAGGAAUAGAUGCGAGGGACGCCUCGAGGUCUACUCCUCUUCGGGCCAGGGCACCGUGUGUCACAACAACUGGGACCUGAACGAUGCCCAGGUCGUGUGCAGGCAGCUGGGCUGUGGCUACGCCAUCGCCGCGCCCGGCAAUGCCUCCUUUGGGCAAGGCCGUGGCAAAAUUUACCUGGAAAACGUGCAGUGCACAGGCGGGGAGGCCUCCCUCUUCCAGUGCCAGAGCAAUGGCUGGGGCGUCCACARCUGCCAGCACAGUGAAGAUGCCGGUGUUGUCUGCUCAGAUGCCUACGACAUCACCACUACRAUCCCUACAGUGACAGUUCCUCCAGGUACCUUCCUGAGGCUGGAAAACGGCAGUAGUAGAUGUGAGGGACGCGUCGAGAUCUACUCCAAUGGGAAGGUGGGCACCGUGUGUGAUGACUACUGGGRCCUGRACAAUGCCCASGUCGUGUGCAGGCAGCUGGGCUGUGGCAACGCCAUCUCCGUACACACCAAUGCCUACUUUGGGGAGGGCAGCGGCAACAUUUACCUGGAUGACGUGCAGUGCACGGGCAGGGAGGCCUCCCUCUUCCAGUGCCAGAGCGCGGGCUGGGGCGUCCACAACUGCCKGCACAGUGAAGAUGCCGGUGUUGUCUGCKCAGAUCCACCUCCCACUACCUAUGUUACCACUACAUCUUUGACUACUACAGCCAGAAAACAUUCUUGUGGUGGCUUACUUUUGAAUUCCUCCGGAACACUUGAGAGUCCUUUAUACCCUUCGAAUUACUAUGAUAAUGCAGACUGUCUGUGGGAAAUACAAGUAGAGAGUAAUUUCCUUGUUGUUCUCACAUUUAGAAGUGYUCAGUUGCCAGGUGGAUGCCAGAACAGCUCCAUUGAAAUCUAUGAUGGGCCACCCAAUACUUCUCCUCUGCUUGGAAGAGUUUGCUCUGAUUCUUCUGUUACAUAUACAUCAUCCUCAAAUCUCCUGACUGUUAGAUUACACAGUAAUUCUGGAUACUCAAGCACRCGUUUUUUCGCUGAAUAUCACUCUGUUCGAGCAGAUGAUAAUACCACCCUUGUGUGCUUGUCAACCUACAUGCACGUAGUUAUAAAAAGAGCCUACCUUGAGGCACUAGGCUACUCUGUGGAUAACGUCAUCCUAUCUAAUGGUGUCUGCAAACCAACAAUUACGCCAAGCCAGAUUAUAUUYGACAUUCCAUACAAUGACUGUGGCACACAGAGACAGGGUGACAACGAAACAAUAACCUAUUCCAACGUGAUAAAAGUGGCUGCUUCUGGUAAUAUAAUUAAGAGGAAAAAGGACAUUAACUUGCACAUCAACUGCAAAAUGCUUCAGAACACCUGGGUGCAAGUAAUGUAUAUUGCCAAUGACAUUAUUCAUAUCAAUGAAACUCAGUAUGGCAGAUACAACGUGAACAUUGCAUUCUACAAUUCAUCAUCUUUCCUGUGGCCAGUGUAUGACUCUCCAUACUAUGUUGAACUGAAUCAGAUUUUGUACCUUCAAGCUUCCCUUCAAAAUUCUGACUCAAACCUGAUAUUGUUUCUGGACACAUGUGUGGCAUCACCCAAUCCUAACGAUUUUACAACUCUGACUUAUGAUUUAAUCAGAAGUGGGUGUGUUAAAGACUCCACCUUCCAAUCUCACCCUUCACCAAACAGAUACGUCUCUCGCUUUUCGUUUAAUGCCUUUGAUUUUGUAAGGCAGCAUCCAUCUGUUUACCUGCGGUGUGAACUGGUGGUGUGUAGGUACAACGACUAUUCUUCCCGAUGCUAUCAAGGCUGUGUUAGUAGGUUCAAGAGGGAUGUAGGAACUCCUGAUGAAAAAGUGAAUGUUGUUAUUGGACCUAUUCAGCUUCAGGAUACAAAUCCGGAGAACAGGAAAGCUAAGCUGGUCUCUGACGUCGAGGAGAACAGGGCAUCUCUGGGCUCAAGCCCUGCGUCUGCUGCCGGCUCUCAAGUUCCGAUUGCUUUGGUCACCAUGGCUGUGGUGGUAGCUGCUGUCCUCAUCGUGGGUGGGUUUCUACUGAGGCAUAAGGUGCAGAAAAUCAUUCCCUACCAGAUGAUGUGA